Messenger RNA from Penicillium angulare, 1623 nucleotides. RefSeq lists its product as uncharacterized. Lineage: Eukaryota; Fungi; Ascomycota; Eurotiomycetes; Eurotiales; Aspergillaceae. Bases 1 to 1623 code for a protein of 540 amino acids. The transcript has 2 exons. The record is from RefSeq and is a predicted model, not a curated record.
AUGAAUGACCUUCAAUAUGCUCCGUCCAGUCGCGGGGUUCCCCAUAUGGAGGCCAGUGCGAACACUAGGUCUGUGAACACUUCAAUCUCACGGGCUCCAGGAGGCCCGAUUCGCUCGGAAGAGAUUCAAGUUCCCCGGUCCCCUCAGACUCUCUCUUUGCAACUCGAUGGGUUGAAUGCUCGUAUACAUGACAAUAGCGCGCCAUUCCCGUCCUACGUCGAAUCAUCCGAACGAGACAGCGAUACUUCUACCGAACCACGUCGACCGGAGCUACAACCCGCAAGCCCAUUUACAGACCCCUUGUCUAGAAUUCCCUCUUCCUCAAUGAACGAUUCCAGCCCAUCUAUCAAAGUCGAAAAUUCCCAGUCGUCUACUGAGAAUGCACAAACACCAACAACACACUCGAGCUCCCAAGAACAACUGUCAGUAAAUGGGAAUGGAAGUGGAUUGAAAGAGGAGAGAUACCUCCCAAUAAAACAUAGCAAUGGGUCUUUAUCUCCUCUACGAUCUUUAGAAAAUCGUUCAUCGCGAUCGGGGAGCGGAGUAUCUUCUGCGCCAAAGCACAAGAGGACAGCGACAGGCGAUGUUAAAUCGAUUUCCUCGAGUCUUGCAGCACCCCACAGCGAAGAAUCCGACAAACUGGGGGCUACACGAUGUCGCUCAAAGAGCACUGGCUCGUCAGCCCAUGGAAGUAGAAUUGCACAGCUAUCCGUUCACAUUCGCACACGGCUAUCGUAUGCUGCUGCCAAAGUAGAAAAAUCCAGGCAAGCGCGCGAAAAGGAUACUCAGCUCGCGCUUCGCGGUUUGGAAAGUCUGUCAGAAGCGAGCACAUCGAUCCCAGGUGGAGUCACACCGACGCAAGCCUUGACCCCAACAUCUCAUCCACAGCAUUCAUCAACAUCAAUAAACACGCCCCGCAAUUUCCAGUCCCAUCACCGCUCUCAAUCAGCCAUCUCCUCAAACCCUGGAAAACUCGCCCCCUUCCCUAAACUAGCACCCCCUGUCGACAUUAUACCCUCGAAUGGAGACACACGCCGUCGCAGACCUAACCCAAAUUCGAUUACAAAAGAAUUCAAUCGCAGUCCAUAUGCUCGUCAUCAUAGAAGACAUCAUUCUGUCCAAGAGCCCUCCAUCACCAAAACAUUGGGUUCACCCCCGGUCUUAGGGCCUGGACCAACACAUAUUCCUCCAUCCGCGCGAUUGCCCUUAUCGGCCCAACACGAGGUUUACAGAUCACGCACCCAUUCUCAAAGCACAGCGAUGGAGCAGGACGCAAUUGAAACACUCCUUUUCAUGUCCAGUCCCGAAAAUUCUCAAUAUCGCUCAAGUCCACGCCCUUUACUACCGCCUACCUCGCAACUCAGCCUCAAUGAAUCAAUCCAUUCCCAAACCAAUGGAGUGGCAAGUGAUCAGAGUCAGAGCUCUCGAAGUGAAAAUUCUCUCAAUGGCCGCAGCCUCGAGCUAAGGCCAUCUGCCUUUGCACUGGAGACAAACGCGGGUGAUGAAAUCGAUCGUAUUCUAGAUCAAAUGGAAAGUGAUAGUGAGGAUGACGAACGGUAUGCAUCGCACAGGGCUAGGGCCCCCGUGCACGCAUAUAAUGGACAUAUGAGACAUCAUAGGUAA